AUGGAGGGCAUCUGGGAUGAGAAGCCUGAAAAGCUCCUCGGUGUCGUGGUCUCGGCCUCGCUGCCGGGAGUGAAGGAAGAGAUCUACACGUGCCAGGUGACCAAGAAGCUCGCCACCAAGAAGAAGACCAAGGAAUGGGAGAAGUUCAUCUCCAAGGAGUCCAGCUGGCCCCAGUUCUUCUUCGCUGUCCCAGACAGCAGCAACCUGGAGCUCACCAUCACCGACAAGAGCGGCAAAGUGGCGGGCACGUACGAGAUCAAGGUGGACGACCUGAAGCAAGACACGGUGGUGGCGGGCGAGUACGAGCUGCAGGUGAGCGACAAGAAGAAGAAAAAGGCCGGCGAGAGUGAUGACCCGCAAGGCAAGGUCGACGUCCGCGUCUACUACUCACUCCUCAUGGAAACUCGUCCUCCCGGUCCCGGGCCUCACACCUACAACUACGCCGACUACCUCGGUCAAAUUAAGACGGGCGACCUCGUCGUCUACUCGGGCACUGGCGUGCUUGCGGCUGCGUGCCAGCUGAUCACCAACACGCCCUACAGCCACAUCGGCCUUGCCGUCUAUCUGCCCAACAGAUGGACGCAGGAGCCGGAACUGUACAUAGUAGAACUCACCAAGAACUUCAACAGAUUCCAGGACGCCUUCAAGGAGGUGGCGGAAAGCGGAAUCAACAUCUUCCGUUUCAAGGAGCGCGUGCACCAGUACCACGGCAACUCGCCCGUCUGGUGGGUGCCCCUCAAGGAGUCUCUCAGCCCCGUCCACCAGCAGGUGCUCGUCGAGUGGAUCUGGAAGAUGCACCGAGGCGACCAGGCGAUUGAAGACAACAUCCCGCCCAUCUCCGUGAGUAAGAUGACCGAAUUCCUGACCUCGCGGUUCAAGAUCACCGUCAGCUACGACGUCAUGCUCGACUUCUACUCCCCCGCCUUUGUCUACAAAGCCCUCGGCCUGGCUGGUGCGUUGGAGGAGGACAUGACCAAGUACUCCGAGGGACUCUUCGCCAGCGACGUGGUGAAGCUGCCCUGCUUCGGCGCUCCCGUGCAGAUCCGCUACAAGGCCGACGACACUCGCGUCGCCGGCACGCAGGCUUCCUCGCUCGCCGCCGGCUUUGCCGCCGCCUCUGCCAACAAGGACGGCGGCCGAGCCAAGUCGGGGUCGAUGGACGGCCUGCCCCCGGUCACCGGCGAGCCCGCAGCGCGCCCUCGCCUCGGCACCGCCAUCGGCACUCCAACCAAGCUCGGCGGUUCUGCCGCCAGCGCGUCUCCGCCGGGCAGCCAAAUCUUGCCCAACCCGGCUGCUGCAGCUGGCGGUGCCGCGGUUCCGCGGCGGCCCCAGCCCGCGGUGCCUCCGCGUGGUGCCCCGCCCUCCAUCGUCCACACGGCGACCGCCGGCGGAGUGGCCGGUGGCGUGGCCGCCGCUGCCGCCAGCGUGGCUCGCAACCGCCCGCCGUCGCAGACCAUCUCCUCGCCGCUGUCGGCGAUCACGCAGUCGCAUUCGCCCUCUAACUCGUCGACGGGCGUGAUGACGAAGCCCGGUCUGGGGUCGGCCAAGACCUCGUUGGCCGCCCCGCCGCCGCUGGUGGCGCCCUCGUCACUCCCUGCGUUCGCGCCCACGCCCGUCCCGGCGCCCCUCGAGAACCGCGAGAAGCGACGCGAGAAGAUGAUGACCCUCUCGCGCAAGUUCGGCACCUCACGCCUGGCCGUCACCAGUCUCGGCAUCGAGGGCGAUUUUAACUCCGACGAGAAGGCCGAGAACGCCAUUGAUGCGAUCGUGGCCAAGAUGAGAGGCCCCGGCGGCAUUCCUAUGGCGGACAUCAACUGGCAGGGCAAGAACUACACCAAGUGCUUCCUGGGCUGCGACGCCGUCGAUUGGAUGCUCAAGUGCAAGGUGGCCACCACGCGCGACCAGGCCGUCGAGCUGGCCAACGAGAUCCUCGUCACCGGCCGGCUGUACCAUCUGUCCAGGAGAAUGGCCUUCAUCGACGGCAUGGAGAUCUACAGAUUCGAGGCACGCUCACCAUUCCGCACACGGCACACACGGCACAUGAUAGCUGACGCGUUGGAUGGGGGUCGACCUUAG
Acanthamoeba castellanii str. Neff is the source of this 2076-nucleotide messenger RNA. RefSeq names its product domain found in dishevelled, egl10, and pleckstrin domain containing protein. The record is from RefSeq and is a predicted model, not a curated record. NCBI's taxonomy places the organism in Eukaryota, Discosea, Longamoebia, Acanthamoebidae. The transcript has 13 exons. The coding region runs from base 1 to 2076 and encodes 691 amino acids. Gene Ontology annotation, biological process: intracellular signal transduction.